Nicotiana tabacum (common tobacco) is the source of this 318-nucleotide messenger RNA. Lineage: Eukaryota; Viridiplantae; Streptophyta; Magnoliopsida; Solanales; Solanaceae. The record is from RefSeq and is a predicted model, not a curated record.
AUGGCCAUUAGAAAAUUAAACAAGCUACCACAAGCUGCAGUUUUGAAGCAAAUUAUGAAAAUGUGUUCAAGUUUGGGUAGGAAGCAAUGCUAUAAUGAUGAAGAUCACCUUCCCAUUGAUGUACCAAAAGGACAUUUUGCAGUUUAUGUAGGAGAGAACCGAACUCGGUAUAUCGUACCAAUUUCUUUCUUAAAUCACCAUGAGUUUCAGUACCUCCUCCAAUGUGCAGAGGAAGAAUUUGGCUUUGAUCAUGACAUGGGCAACACUAUUCCCUGCGGAGAAGUUGUUCUACGGUCACUAACUUCCAUGCUUUGUUAG